Alnus glutinosa is the source of this 1349-nucleotide messenger RNA. Its product is annotated as 12-oxophytodienoate reductase 1-like. Gene Ontology annotation, molecular function: oxidoreductase activity; FMN binding. Lineage: Eukaryota; Viridiplantae; Streptophyta; Magnoliopsida; Fagales; Betulaceae. The record is from RefSeq and is a predicted model, not a curated record. Bases 36 to 1130 code for a protein of 364 amino acids. The transcript is spliced from 5 exons.
AAACGCGUAGCGGAAGAAAACGCAGAUCAUUAAAAAUGCCUCAAGCUCCCACCAUUCCUCUUCUUACUCCUUACAAAUUGGGAAACUUCAAUCUGUGCCAUAGAGUAGUUUUAGCACCGCUCGCCCGAAUGAGAUCAUAUGGCAAUGUUCCUCAACCACAUGCUAUCUUAUAUUAUUCUCAAAGAACCUCCAAAGGCGGUCUUUUAAUAGCUGAAGCGACUGUAGUUUCUGAUACCACUCGGGGGUAUCCUGAUGUACCGGGUAUAUGGACAAAAGAGCAAGUUGAAGCAUGGAAACCCAUCGUUGAUGCUGUUCAUGCCAAAGGUGGAAUCUUCUUUUGUCAGCUUUGUCAUGUGGGGAGGGUUUCAAAUCGAGAUUUUGAUGGGCAAGCUCCAAUUUCUUCUACUGACAAGCCUUUGACCACUAAGAGACUUGAUGGUGAACCAUUCACUCCUCCAAGGCAGCUAAGGACAGAUGAAAUUCCUCAAAUUGUCAAUGAUUUUAGAGUUGCCGCAAGGAAUGCUAUUGAAGCUGGUUUUGAUGGAGUUGAGAUCCAUGGGGCUCAUGGUUACCUAAUUGAUCAGUUUCUGAAAGAUCAAGUGAAUGAUCGAACAGACCAAUAUGGUGGAUCCCUUGAGAAUCGUUGUCGAUUUGCUCUGGAAAUAGUGGAAGCUGUUGCUAAUGAGAUAGGAGCAGACAAAGUUGGAAUAAGGCUAUCUCCUUUUGCAGACUACAUGGAAUCUAGAGACUCUAAUCCAAAAGCAUUGGGGCUUUACAUGGCAGAGUCCUUAAACAAAUAUGAGAUUCUUUAUUGCCACAUGGUCGAGCCAAGAAUGAAGACUGUUGGAGAAAAAAGUGAAUCCCCGGACAGUCUUCUGCCAAUGAGGAAGGUUUUCAGGGGUACUUUCCUUGUUGCUGGGGGUUAUGAAAGGGAAGAUGGGAACAAUGCCAUUGCUGAAAACCAUGCUGAUCUUGUUGUUUAUGGUCGUUUGUUUUUGGCCAAUCCAGAUUUGCCAAAGAGAUUUGGGCUCAAUGCUCCUCUCAACAAGUACAACAGAGAUACAUUCUACAUCUCUGAUCCUGUUGUUGGUUACAUUGAUUAUCCAUUUCUUGAAGAUAGUACUGCAUGAUGUAAAAGGGAAAAUUGGAAAAAUUGGUUUAUGGGAUUGCUAGAAUUUAAUUUUAUGAGUUAGUGGUAUUGUCUUUUGUAAUUAAAUAAAUAGGUGAUUGUGUCAAUAAAAUGGGCGUCGCCCUAAGGUUUAGUUUGUUAGUCUAUAAGUCUAUCUUGUACUCUAAUAAAUUAAGAGAGAUUUUGAUAGAAUAAAAUUACGAGGAAAUUAUUCUCUCUC